Molecule: messenger RNA, 2389 nt
Organism: Agrilus planipennis (emerald ash borer)
Lineage: Eukaryota; Metazoa; Arthropoda; Insecta; Coleoptera; Buprestidae
Exons: 6
Coding region: 3-1952 (649 amino acids)
Biological process (GO): transcription initiation at RNA polymerase III promoter
Cellular component (GO): transcription factor TFIIIC complex
Molecular function (GO): histone acetyltransferase activity
Source: RefSeq, a predicted model, not a curated record
ACAUGGAAAUUAAAAAUGAAAAUAUUGAAUGUCAAGUUGUAAAUGAAAAUAAUGAGUUUGAAAUAAAAAAUGACAAUGGUGAAUUGGAAUUUAAAGUUUUAGAACAAACUUCUUUUAUGAAUGAAAUCUGUAACUUUAAUGGUCUAGAAACUUCUGAAGAUGGUUAUCUUUGUAUCAUUACCAAUGUUGGAUUGUAUAUGUUUCGUUUUCGUGGGUAUAUGGGAAAUUUUUUAAAAAAAAAUCCGUCCUUUGCAAAAUCAUUUUUGAAGCCCAGUGAAUUUUCAAUAAGUGACAAUUUAGGAAUUAAUGCAGACGGUUUUGUAGAUUCAAUACCUCGUUAUGAUUUAUAUGAAGUUCUUCUACGUUCAGACAUUUAUCCUAAGUUAAAAGUGUCUGAUAAGUGUCAACCAAUUUCAGUGAAGUUCUCCCCCCGAGGAUUAACUUCUAAAACAUAUUGUGCAGUUGCUGUUUUAACCAACUUUGGCUCCUUAGAAAUAUUCAUACGAAGAGUACAUGUUAAUUAUGUUGAAGAAUUUAUAUGCCUGUGUAACAUUAGUCAGUGUCUUAUAAACCUUUUUAUGAUCAAUUGGAAAAAUGUUGAUUAUAAUGAACCAGAAGCACAACUAACAGAACUUAAAAAAAGAGUAGAAAUGGUCACCCCCAUAUCAUUUACUUGGAGUCAUUUGAUAAGCAUUCAAGAUUUAAGUUUCUGUAUUCUAGUUGUUGGUCAUGAAGGGGCUUUGACCUUUUGGAAAAUUAUUUCUCAUGAGAGUGAAAUAAUUGAAAAUGGAUUGUUUUUAAAAAGAAUUGAAGUACCUGUUGGAAAAAUCACCACAUUGAAGUGGAUACAGGCAGAAGAAGAUGCACUGCUGCUAGUGGGAGAUAAUCUUGGAAAAGCCAUUGCAUUGUGCAUUUCUGAUAUAACUGAACAUUCUCUAUCUGUUUCUGAGGAAGUAAUGAUUUAUGAGCAGGAUUUCAUCAAAAUUAAUUCUUUUCAAGUAUUUCGAAAUGAAGGAUACAUGUAUUUAUUUAUCAUUAAAGGAAUUCAUUUAUUAAUAGUUGUUCUAAAUCAGGAUGGAAAAUUGGUGGAUAAAUCGGUAAUAAGUGUAGAUGGUUAUCAAAUAACAGGUUUGGAGCAUUAUGAAAAAGACCUUUACUUUGUUCUUUGUUACUCAGGAGCUUUGAUUCAAUUCAAAAUAAAUUUGGAAAAUGAAAAAUUAAAAAUAUUAAAGAAAUAUAUUCAUUUGAAAAUUGAUUUUAGCAUUAGAAGGGCUCAGGGCUUGUAUAUUUCCCCAAAUAGGGUGUACAUUUGUAUAGUAGCACCCCUGUAUAAGUUAAUUAAUUUACGAAAAAACAAAGGCAUCAUCAAAGUUUUAACUUUGAAAAAUUGUAGGAAAGAUCCCUUGCAGAUACUUUUAAAUAAUGAGAGUGGAAGUAUUUGCAAUUAUUGGGAUUGUUUAGAAGUAUUAAGACUUAAUGGUCUAGUUGAAAAGAAACUUCCAUGUUUUGGUCUUCCUCAAAAUGUUGAUUAUGAUUUGUUUUCACUUACCAAAUUAAAGACAUACCUGUGGCUAGCAAAAGCCUCAGAAAUGAUUAUUGAUAAAGUCCUUUUUAUUAAUGAGUACAAUAUUAAAACAUUUGACGAUAUAAAGAUGAUUUUAAAAAUUAAAUUAACUGUAAAACAUAUGGAGGACCUCUUUGAAUUGUAUAACAAAAAUAAGACGCUUACAAAGUUUCAAAUGAACAGUUUGUAUUUACACAAUUUAUUUUUAAAAGAUGUUGUGUAUGAUAACAGGUUGGAGAAACUUGGACUUGGAGAAAAUACAUUUGAUAGCAUUACAGUGGCUUUAACAAAAUCAAAUUGUUUUGAAUACCCAGAAGUGCCUACUUGUUUUAUAUGUGAAGAAAAUAUCCUUUUAAGUAGUUCUUGUAGAUUCAUAUUAUGUAUAUAAUAACGUUUAGCUAUUAUGAGACAUUAACUAGGUAGAGGUGAUUCAAAAUCUCAUGAGCUUUCACAUGCGCGAGAGGCGGACGUUACUGCUUUCAUACUGUACGUUACAAAAACAUUGACUCGGCAGUUAGUCAUGUGUCUCGCUGUAACACCCGGAGAGGUAUUCAACCUUUUCACUGAACUGAUACCAUAUGUAUGCAAACUUUAGACAUUUCUUAUGCAAAACUCUUAUGGGAAACUAUUCCUGUUAUACCAAUAUUAGUUCGAGUGAAAGAACAGAAUAGCUUUCCAGGAUGGAGCUCCAGAUAAACCAUAAACAGUGACGGACAAUAUUAUGUUUAAGAGCUCAUUGGUUCGAGGUGUGUGAUACUUCAUGAAGAUAACAGAUGCUCCAUUUCAGACAUGCAAAUUGUUUGGCCCCCUUACUACAAGUGUCCA